Messenger RNA from Cherax quadricarinatus, 2072 nucleotides. NCBI's taxonomy places the organism in Eukaryota, Metazoa, Arthropoda, Malacostraca, Decapoda, Parastacidae. The record is from RefSeq and is a predicted model, not a curated record.
UCCAGCAGUUGGAGUACGAUAGUCUGUGUGAUAGGAUGAGUUGUAGUCUGCGCUCUUCACCCACCCUACUCGCACACCUACUUAAUGUGUUUACCCACGCUAUUGCAGCAUCGAUCACUCAAGUAAAGUGUUGUCUCUUUGUUAUCACAUGUACAAACUGAACAGUGCAUAGCAUUCAGGUAUAGUAAGGUGAGCGCUGGUUCCCCAGUGAGUAGAGUGUGAAGUAAGGUGGAGGUGAGCCGUGGUAUUGUUCCACCAUGGCUCAGUAAGGCGAGGAUAUGGCUGCCAGCAGCACACCUUCAGCCAUCAGUGCCCACCAUACUUUACACUCAUAUUACAGUGCUAGAGCUAAACUUGCUGCCUGGAAGGACCCUUAACAUUACCUCACCUCGACCAUAGCUGCCUCGAACCUCCUUUGUGUCUUAUAUAACUGGUGUAGUGUAAGUAGUGCCAUCUCAAUAGUUCUUGGGUACUCAAGCCAUGGUGAUGAACACGUUUCGCUCCAAGUUGCGGCGGCGCCGCGACGAGCUGUUUCGACGCGGCUCCGACGAAUCUGAUGAGUGGCAGUUCGUGCCCUUCAACCCCACCGUGUACCCGGCCAACAACAACAACACACUACACAACCAUAGCAACAACAAGGGCGGGGGGUCGUUCCCAGGGGGCUCCGGAGCUCCCAGCACCCCCAAGCCUGCCCUUCGCCCCUGGGCUAUGCAGCGAGCCUCCUGGCACGAGAGUCAUCCUCCAGUGCCGCCACAUGGACAUGGCUCUGAGGUCAAGGGUUACUUCCCUCUGCCGCCAUGCCCCGAGACAUCCCCGCCCCCGCUGCCCCCACAUGGACACGGCUACCCUGGGUCCGUGCCUCCGUGGUACGGAGCACAGUUCCACGCAGCGCCUAUGCACUACCCAGCCUCCGUGCCCCCAGGGCAGCUGAGGCCCUCACCUGUGGUGCUGCGCCGCGCAGCGCGUGCUUCUGAACCAUCAUCUAACAGACCUAGUAACGAUACCACUAAGCCUACAACCGGUGGACCCAGGCCUAUCACCGGAGAUCCCAGGCCUACCACCAGUGAUUCCAGGCCUACUACCAGCGAUUCCAGGCCCACCACCAGUGAUCCAAGGGCUGUCACCGGCGGCCCCCGCCCUACCACCGGUGGACCUAGGCAUACCACCGGCGAUCUCAGGCCUAACAGCGGAGGGUUUAGUGGAGGGCCUAGGAAUACCGGUGGAGGAUCCAGGCCUACCAGUGGAGACUCGUGGCCUACCAGUGGAGAUUUCAGGCCUAACAGUGGAGCAUCUAGACCUAACAGCGGAGAAAUUAGGCCUAAUAGUGUAGGGCCUAGUCCUUGCAAAGGAGGUUCUCGUCCUAGCAGUGGACACUGUAAGUCUCGCCCAUCCAGCGGAGGCUCUGACGCCCUCGACGGUGUAGUAAUUAGUCCAGAACACACACCACCCGAGGUGCCCCCACACGGACGACCCGCUGUGCCACCCCACCUCACCUGCCAGAGAAACAAGGUGCCUACCACUGUGCCCUCACCAGUGCCCCCGCCCCCGAACCUGCCCCUUCCACCUCCCCCUGUACCUGCACACGCACCCGACACUCCUACCACUGAACACCCGAGCCCCAACUUUGCCCCGGUCAAGCCCAACAGCCUUAAUCUGGAGCACUUGACACCUUUCUUGGCGUCCCUCCUCAACAUGGAGGCCAGCCAGGAGCAACACGAAGAAUCUCCAGAUUCACCAGAGUAUAAGAUUCCCGUGGACCAGUCUCCAGAGUACAAGUCUCCGUGUGACUGUCCAGAUUGUUACCCAGGCGAGAAGGGUAGCAGCAGUACUGUUAGUUCGAGCGGUGGUAGCAACAAGGAACAGCGGCGGUCUGAUCCAGGCAGUGCAGCUGCCCUGGCUCUAGCCAACCACCACGCCAACAACACCAACACCACCACCUCCAACAAUGCCAGUGCUGCCUCCACCAGCACCUACAUCAGUGGGGUAGACCUGCCCAACAAUGGCUCAGACACUAUAGAGGACUUCGCCUCCCCUGAGUUACCACUGGCUAACCUCGCCUCCACAGACGGCGC